GACUCCAACUUUUUGGGGUGCCUGCGGCCUAUCGGGAUUGCUUUUUACCGCCAUGCGAUCAUCGGCGAAGACAGACGUCAAAUAGGUAACCGAGUGCCCGAGAUGUUCCACGAAAGUAAGCAACAUUCAGUCUAAAACCCUCCACACCCGCCGUUUCCAUGCUUCCACACCUCGCAACUAUCGCCUUCAUCAACCACAAUGCAAGAGCCAUCCUACAAUCCCGAAAGCCCCAUGGGCACCUACACAAUGGCUUACCAACAUCCCCUUACCAGCAGUCCCACCCACACCGCUGUCGGUAUGCUCGUCGAGUACCCACCCAACGGCGCCACACCACCACACCGCCACGGUGGUGCCUGCGUCUCCGCGUUCGUGCUGCAAGGCUCCGUCCUGAUCAAGAUGAAUGACGAGCCGGCGCGCGUCGUGCCCCAGGGCGGCUCGUGGUAUGAGGCACCCGGCUGCCAUCAUCGGAUCAGUACGAAUGCGAGUGCGACGGAGCCAGCGUCGUUUUUUGUGAAUUUCGUGGUCGAGUCGGAGGUUUUGAAGAGGGAGGGGGUGGCGGCGCUGUUGCAGUAUGAUGCUGAGUGGGUUGAUAUUGUGGCGCAGAAGACGCGGGGUUAGCUCGGCUGCUGGUUGGGUGAAGCGAUGCUUGUUCGCUUUUAGAGUACCGUACCUCUUCCACU
This is a messenger RNA of Boeremia exigua, 680 nucleotides long. RefSeq lists its product as uncharacterized. NCBI's taxonomy places the organism in Eukaryota, Fungi, Ascomycota, Dothideomycetes, Pleosporales, Didymellaceae. The transcript is spliced from 2 exons. Bases 199 to 618 code for a protein of 139 amino acids. The record is from RefSeq and is a predicted model, not a curated record.